UUCUUAUUACACACUUAUGUGACGUAUGCUAUAUGUGAUCUGUCAUAAAUUACGGGAUAUAUAUCUGUUCUCUAACGAUUAUGAAAAUAGUUAAUUGCAAUGAGUGAAAAAAAUACUAAUUCGGCUUUGGUUAGACGAGUUAAUAAAUUACUCGAAUCAAGAGUAGAGCAUGACAAGGAUACAUUAGAAGCUUUGAAAGAAUUGUCAACAUUUUUUACGGAAAACACAUUAAAUGCUCGUCGUAAUUUAAGAAGUAAAAUAGAAAGAAGAAGUCUUGCCAUUAAUGAAGACUUUUUAUCAUCUUUUAGAGAAGUUAAAACUUGUUUAGAUAAUAUAUAUCAAGAUGUAUUAGCAAUGAAUACUUCAGUUCAAUGUAUGACCAAUCGCUUACAAAUUACAAAAACUAAAACUUCCCAGCUCAUUGAACAAACAACAAAACUUCAAAAUGAAAGUCAAGUAUUAUCGAUGCAACAAGAAGUUGCAAACGCAUUUAUCAAGAAUUUUCAAUUAUCUCAAUCGGAGAUAACAAGUUUGCAUGGAUCGCACAGAGAGUCUCCUAUAAGUGAAGAAUUUUUUACUAUUCUUAGUCGAGUACAGGAAAUACAUAGCAACUGCAGAAUAUUGAUGCAAUCUGGUUAUCAAACGCUGGCAUUAGAUAUAAUGCAAAGAAUGACGCUUCUUCAAGAAGCCGCUUUGGAGAGGUUAUACAGAUGGACGCAGAGUCAAUGUAAAUAUAUAGAAGACGAACAGUUAGCACCUUUACUUGUUAAAGCGAUGAGUAAAUUGCAAGAUAGACCUAUUUUAUUCAAAUAUAUUUUAGAUGAAUAUUGCGCUAAUAGAAGAACAGCUCUCAUAGGGUCUUUUAUCGACGCAUUAACGUUAGGUGAAUCCAUUGGUGGAACACCAAAUCCUAUAGAAAUGCACGCUCAUGAUCAUAAAAGAUAUGUUGGCGACAUGCUUGCUUGGUUGCAUCAAGCAAUUCCUAUUGAAAAGGAGAACAUAUUGAUUUUAGUUAAAGAUUGCGAUAAAACUGAUGUAUCUGAUCAAAUUAAGCAAUGUCUAAGUAACAUUACGGAAGGACUUUGUCAUCCUCUACAAUCAAGAAUAGAACACAUAGUCUCUGUCGAAGCUCCAGCUACUGUCUUAUAUUCUGUUACAACUCUAAUAAGAUUUUAUCGUGCUAUAAUUCAGCAAGUUAUACCAGAUAGCAUUCUAGAUUCAACUUUGUAUGAUUUGUUAAUAUUAAGCGAGAAAAGUUUUCUCAGUAGAUUACAAAGAGAAACUAGAAUAGCUCUUGGAGAACGAGCUGAACCACCAAGAAAUGACUUGGUACCGGCUCCAUCAGUUUCAAGAUUACUAUACCUCCUAAAUGAAAUUCUAUCCGUGGCUAGCAUAGCCGAAGAUAGAGAAAAAGAUAUGCUUCAAAUAGUAUCGUGUAUCAUCGAUCCAUUACUACAAGAAGUUAAUGAAACAGCUUCGAGGUUACCUACGGUUGAUAUGGCUGUGUAUCUUCUUAAUUGUAUGCAUCAAAUACAAUCAACAUUAGGAUUAUAUGAAUAUAUGGAUCAAAGAUUAGAACGAUUGCAGGCUCAGUCAGAUGCUCAAAUUGAUACGCUUACAUCGGAACAAGCUAGCUCUUUAGUUGCAAACUUAAAUCUCGGAUCAAUUUAUACUAUUUUACAAGGACGUGAACAGGGUCCUCUUUCUGAUAUUCCUGGAAUGGAUCCAUUAAGUGUUAAAGAAUUCACGAACAAAUUGGAAGCAUUUUUAGUAAUGCCGGAUGUAUUAUUAUUACCUCAAAUAAAUUUACUACAAAGCAACAAUCAUCGUGAGGUUACCAAGAAACGUUCAUUCGAAGUAAUUGGAGCUAUUUACAAACAGCUUUACGAAGCUUGUCAAGAUCCGAAAAAUUUAUAUAAAAAUCCGACUGGUUUAUUUACAAGAUCACCGGAUGAACUUUUACAAAUAUUAGUUUCCCAAUGAUUGUGACUUUGGAGAAUGAAUAUAUUUAAUAAAGAUGUAAAUAUAUAUAUAUAAUCAGCUUAUAUAUAUAGUUAUUAAAAUAAUUUAUAUUAUUCUAACAAUCGUAAAAAGCCAAAAAGGCGAGAGAAUGAUUAAAAAUUGGAUAACAACGUUUAAAAAAAGUCUAUUCUUGUGUCACAUCUUACUUUUUAACUCGAACUAUUCUUAUUCGUCGUACUUCUUAAUAUAACAUAACACAAAGCAUAUUUUCUUCUUCAAUCGCUUCUUAAGCAUACUAUGUACCUUAUGUGUAUGUUUAUUACAUUUGCAAAUUCCUUUCAUAACAUUUUCUUAAACCAUUUCCACAACUAACUGCACUUUCCUAUCGUAUCGUACUAGGCAGGGUUUCAUAAAAUGUGACUGCAAAUCUAAAUGUACCAAAAAUAGGCGUACUUGUCAUAAAAACCAAUCGCUAUGUAAUUUAAAGUGUCACCAAUCUUUAAAUUGCACUAUUACAUAAGCAUAAUUUUAUUUGUUUUGCCAAUUCAUUUCCUUAAUUGUAAUUUAAACCGUUUGAUUCUGUUUUUAUUAUAGUUUUUUAAUUGAUCGAUGAUUGAUUCUAUCUACUAAUUUGUUGACUGUUUGAUUGUAUAUUAAUUUGAUUUUUUAGAUAUCGAAAAAUUAAUAAAUAACAUUAUGUUAAUUUAAGCAUACAGAAACGAUUUUGUUGUUUCAGCAAAGAUUUUAUUUUCACUUUAACGAGUGCCUAGUAGGGAAUGUGCAGAUUAUCUAGAUAAUCUGCAGAAUAACUGAUUUCUGCAUUUUUUCGGUAAUAUACAUAUAUAAUUCAAGUAAUACAUUUUGUAUUUCGUUGUUAUUUAUUAUAUAUUGGAUUGGCAAGAAAGUAAUUGCUGAUUUUUUCCAUAAAAUAAAAGUGUUUUUUUUCUUACUUGGAAUAAACUUUAAUCUAUGAUGUA
Messenger RNA from Polistes canadensis, 2939 nucleotides. It is a transcript of the gene Cog6, whose product is annotated as conserved oligomeric Golgi complex subunit 6. The coding region runs from base 100 to 1983 and encodes 627 amino acids. The record is from RefSeq and is a predicted model, not a curated record. Gene Ontology annotation, cellular component: COG complex. Gene Ontology annotation, biological process: intra-Golgi vesicle-mediated transport. The transcript has 9 exons. NCBI's taxonomy places the organism in Eukaryota, Metazoa, Arthropoda, Insecta, Hymenoptera, Vespidae.